Cataglyphis hispanica is the source of this 3944-nucleotide messenger RNA. Its product is annotated as zinc finger protein 250-like. The coding region runs from base 897 to 3056 and encodes 719 amino acids. NCBI's taxonomy places the organism in Eukaryota, Metazoa, Arthropoda, Insecta, Hymenoptera, Formicidae. The transcript has 4 exons. The record is from RefSeq and is a predicted model, not a curated record.
AUCGCGCGUACAUUGGCAACAUUGUUUUUUGGUAGUUUACAAAUAAAAUGGCCGAUUGUGAGGCUAGUUUGAUAUGGACAAUAAAAUAUGCAAUUAUGUAAAAUUAAUGACCAUCGGCCGUGCGUGUGUAUAAGCGAGAAGCGAGUAUCGUGAGCGGGAAACGUGGAAAAAGUGCGCGGAGCGCGAGUGAGCGUGUGGGAGUGCCGCGGGAAGAAGGUGCAGGUUGUCUUCCAAGUGGACCCAGUGGACGCCGCGGGAGCGAGAGAACGAGUGCUCCUCACUUAUGGUCCCCAACACAUUGAAAGAGCCCGUCUAGACGAGCGGCUAGAGGCGGCGUGCUUUUUUCUAUUGGCGCACAGCGGCGCGGCAACAAUACGAAAGGCGACUCCGAAAGCAUCUACGGCCAGGAAACGGCCAACAGUCGUCGGCCGCUCCGAUAUUACCGAUGAUCCACUCGUCUCGUCCCGCGUAAGCUCCCCCUCGUUUCGACGCAUCAUCUCCCGGGGCCCGCGUCGCGAUCCCGAGAUCGACGAGAGCGCCUCGGGAGCACGUUUCGUUACACUCUUAUGAUACUUUCGAAGUAUUAACCACCUUACAGAUCCCUAUUCUACGUGCUCCGAAUAGCCGGGUAUUGUCAAUUACCGAGUCUGCGAGCUGUAAUCGUCGGAUUAUAUUUCACGGCUGUUUCCUGACAGAUAUGACAUCUGUAUUUGAUAUCCAAGGCCGAGAUACUGGAGUAUAACGGGUACGUUUAUUUGGAACCUCUCAAAAUAUUUCCUACGGAUCAGUUUGUUGUAGUGGAAAGGGUUGGCGAGGAUGCGUUGGUAGAAACGGAGGAGCCGACAAACAGCACCGCCUCGAGCCAGACUAACCCAUCCGUUACAACUUUGACGAAUAUGUGUACUACACCUGGCAAUGCGGGUGCAGGAUUCGGUGGGUAUGCUUGGUCCUUUAGCGGACCAGGGACAGAGACCCGGGAGAAUGCCCAAAGUGAACUCGCGACGAAUAUCAGUUAUGCCGUUAAUAAUAAUCAGGAUCAAGGAUCCAGUCAGAAAAUACAGGUUGAUAUCAAACCGGCAAAGAUUGCAGCUACCACUCACCGUCGUCCAAUGUUUGCGAUGAACGAGAGUUGUCAGCAAACACCUACUACGCAUCAUGGCCAUACAGGGGGAGCACAUAAUCAAACGACUCAUGGUACUCACGUUCGCGCUAAAAAGCAUCACGAUGUAUUUUCAUUAACAUGUGACAAAGGCGGAUGCAAUUGCGACGCGGCACAUCCUACACCUCCACCUUCCUUGUUCUCCAACACCUUAGUUUUUACAACAGCUGCCGAUAAGCACAUGAGCAAGCACUUUAUGACACCGCUUGGACCAAUACAGCUUACGGCAGAAGAGUGCAAUGAAAUUUUAAUGAAGAGAGCUGCUGCUGCGUCUAAUCAAGCCAAUGCGGCGAAUAACGUGGCAACGAGUCAGACGGACAGUACCGCUCAUUUCGGGCACGUUCUCACUCAUGUGAAUACAACGCAAAUUGAGACGAAAGUCAAACAGCAACAGGAUAUGGGAAGUCAGGUCCGCGUGCCGAAGGAACGACCGUAUUCUUGUUCCGAAUGCGGGAAAUCCUUUCUGCUGAAACAUCAUCUUACGACGCACGCGAGAGUACACACUGGAGAACGGCCACACAUUUGCGUUCAUUGCGGCAAAAGUUUUGCGCACAAGCAUUGUCUUCAUACGCAUCUUCUACUGCACAGUGCCGAAAGGCCGUAUCAGUGUCGCGAGUGUAAAAAAUCUUUUACAUUGAAACAUCAUCUUGUAACGCACACUCGCGUACACACCCGGGAACGGCCAUUUGUCUGCCAGGAAUGUGGAAGAGCAUUCCCUCUGAAACGUCACUUAGUGACGCAUAGUAAAUUCCAUUCGGGAGAAAGACCUUAUGUUUGCGAAGAAUGUGGAGAAUCUUUUUCUCAAAAAGAUCAUCUUACCAUGCAUUCCCGCUUCCAUGGCAGCCUACAUCCAUUUGUUUGCCAUGAUUGCGGGGCGACUUUCCAAAGGAAGUUUGAGCUGGUUAAUCACGGUCGAUUGCAUGGCAGAGUUCCACAUUCGUGUACUGCUUGUGGAAAGGAAUUUUUGCAGAAGAGAACACUUUUAGCUCAUAUGCGCUUACAUACAGGUGAAACACCCUAUGCUUGCACCGUUUGUGGAGAAGCAUUUCCUCGGAAGGCAGACCUGGUAGCUCAUUCAAAGAUUCAUAAUAACAAUACAAAUACCGAUGAGAAGUCUCUUACAUGCAGGGAAUGCGGACUGGACUUUCCGAAUCGGGAAGCUCUAAAUUUACAUCAAAGGUUACAUACUGGUGAUCGAACACUUGUAACGGACCUUUGUGGACUAGCGGCCGCCUUCCAGCAAACUCCAGCACAUUUUCUUACCCCAAACACUCCAACAACUCAUCAGAUGAACGGACCGAUAGGAACGCCUAGUGUUAGUCAUAUGCACGGCGCAACUCAAACAUCGCCACCAGUGGGAACAGGACCAAAACCUAAACCACACAUUUGUCCUGAUUGCGGUCGCGGCUUUGCACAGAAACAUGGUUUGUCGCAACAUCAACGACGUCACACAGACGGCAGUUGUCACAUAAGAUCCCACGUAUGCGACAAAUGCGGCAAAGCUUUCUUCCAAAAGAAUCAUUUAUUACUACAUCAGCGUCAACAUAUGGAUCCGCCACCUAGUAUACUUAGGCAGCAACAAAGACAAGCUGCCCAAGCUGCUGCUCAACAAGCGCAGCAGCAGCAACAGCAGCAGCAGCAACAAGCGCAACAACAGCAGCAGGUUCAGCAGCAGCAGCAACAAGUACAACAACAGCAAGUACAGCAACCGCAGCAGCAGCAGACAAUGACCGUCGAUACAAAAACGAUUCAACUGCAGGCAAUACAGCAGCAAGUACAACAACAGGUACAACAACAGCAGCAACAACAGCAGCAGCAACAACAGCAGCAACAAACGCAGCAGCAGCAAGCAUGUUCCGUGGACGCUAAAGCAAUACAGUUAAAUGUCACCAUGUGAGACGGUAUAAAGACGAAGGACUGGAAAGUCCUUGAAACAAUAGCACUUCCAAAUGCGCACCCCGCUGCCACCCUCUGCACGCACUUCUCUUGUACUAACAAUAUACAUUAGAUAUAUAUUUAUUAUCUCUAGAUCCAAAUACAGAAUAAUCGAUUUUAUUACAAGAGUAUGUAAGAAUAUACAAAGUAUACAUACUAUAUUCUAAUUAAUAUAAGGCUUGUAACAAGAAACUAAAAAUAACCACAUAUUAGUGUUUUACAUAUACUUUAUAAAUAUACAAAUAUAAAAAUAAAUAUAUAUAUAAAUAUAUAAAUAUAUACUCUAGAUAUGUAAAAUGAGACUAAACAAAUUAGUUGCCUUAACGAGAAGAAGAAUUUUAAUGAAUAUAUUAACAUAUUAUUUGGUGAUUUUUUCAUUUACUUUUAUUUAGUAGGACAUCACUUUAUAAGAAAGUAUAUAUUAAAUAAAUCAAGAUAUAAAGAAAAAAAAAAUAAGUUCGCCGUGUAUCGCUGCUUUGUUGUUUAUCCUUCUUAAUGUAUUCGUACGAUGAUAAUUGAGACGAGGUAAUUUGUGUAGGAAUAGAGGGGACGAUUCUGUAAACGAUUUCGGCGAAGAGAAAGAGGGUGGCAGAUAUUGCGUAUUUAUAAAGCAUUUUUAAAGCUUAGAUUUAUCCAAGAUAGCAUUUUAGUCCCGCGCAAUUUAUAUUUUUACGUUAAAGAAUACGAGCACACAAACUGCUUGUAAAAUUUUAGAAAUACGUAAGAAUCCCGGUUUUAUAAAAUCCAAAUAUCAAUAAAUGGAUGUAAAUGUUUUUCGUGAGAAAUUAACGCGAUUCUCGUAUCGGCGACAUAUAUAAUGUAUACAUUAUAAACAUGAGACUAAUACAUA